Messenger RNA from Lactuca virosa, 1643 nucleotides. Lineage: Eukaryota; Viridiplantae; Streptophyta; Magnoliopsida; Asterales; Asteraceae. The record is from the annotation of a GenBank genome assembly.
AUGAACGACGAGGCUAAUUCUUGGAUCAGAAGAACAAAAUUCUCUCACACAGUAUGUCAUCGAUUAGAUUCUGCAAGAUUAGCCUCAUUUCUAUCCGAUGGUCAACCAAUUCGAAUCGCGGGUAUAAAAACCCGACCCCCAAAAACUCUCGAAGACCCAAAACCCGCCGAAAUCCAAGCAAAUCCGGUCACAAACAAGUACAGAACCGUAACUCCGCCACCCAAAACCACCGUCCCCGACACCUUCAAAGAAGCAAGGUCAAACACAAAAAGAUUCUCAACCCCACAUCCACAAAGGGUAGAAACGGAAAAAGGGUUUAAAGAAAAAAAGAUGUUUCACAGAAACAUGACUGCUGUUAACGUUAGGGCUCAUGAGAAUCUUUCUAGUCCUCUUAAACAUUUCAAUUCGAUGAAGAUUCAAGAUAAAAAGAAGAUGAAAAGGGAUUAUUCUUGGUCAAAGCUGUUUGACCAUGGUGGAGGGAAGGUUACUUCUGUCGAAACAAUUGAUGAUGUUAUGGUUGACCUUUCAAAGCUUUUUCUUGGCCAUAGAUUUGCUCAUGGUGCAAAUAGUCAACUUUACCAUGGAAUUUAUAAAGAUGAAGCUGUUGCUGUUAAGAUUAUUAGGCUUCCUGAUGAUGACGAAAAUGAAGAACUUGGAGUUAGACUUGAGAACCAAUUUAUCCGAGAAGUUAAUCUUUUGUCGCGACUCCACCAUCAAAAUGUCAUUAAGUUUGUAGCGGCGUGUAGACAACCACCGGUUUUCUGUAUCAUAACCGAGUAUCUUUCAGAAGGUUCUUUAAGGGCAUACCUACAUAAACUCGAGGACAAUACCGGAAAAGAAAAAGAGUAUCUUCCGUUAGAAAAGCUUAUUAAAAUGUCUUUAGACAUUGCACGUGGAAUGGAGUAUAUUCAUUCACAAGGCGUGAUUCAUAGGGAUCUUAAACCUGAGAAUAUAUUAAUAAAUCAAGAUUUCAAUCUGAAAAUUGCGGAUUUUGGGAUCGGUUGUGAAGAAGCGUAUUGUGAUUUUCUGGCGGAUGAUCCGGGGACGUAUAGGUGGAUGGCACCCGAAAUGAUUAAAAGAAAGGCGUAUGGGAGGAAGGUUGAUGUGUAUGGAUUUGGGCUUAUUUUGUGGGAGAUGGUGGCUGGAACUAUACCUUAUAAAGAUAUGACUCCUAUCCAAGCUGCAUUUGCUGUUGUUCAUAAGAAUCUCCGGCCAACUAUUCCGGCAGACUGUGCUCCGGCAAUGAAAGCAUUAAUAGAGCAAUGUUGGUCUACACAACCAGAAAAAAGGCCAGAGUUUUGGCAAGUGGUGAAGGUGUUAGAAGAGUUUGAAUCUUUAAUAGCACGUGAUGGAAACUUGAAACUUUUACAACAUCCAACAUGUUUAGAUAAUAAAAAGGGACUUCGCCAUUGGAUUCAGAAGCUUGGGCCUCAUCAUCAACAUCAACAUAACUCUCCUAUGCCUAAACCGAGGUUUUCAUGAAAACUUUGUGAGUUUAUAUUUUUAUCUGGAGAUGUUUUUGGUUGACCGGGUAAUGAUGUAAUUAAAGAAAGUGUUUGUUUUUGAAUUAUGUUUGGAUUUUGUUUAUGUGAAUGGUUAGGGUUUUAUCGAUACAUUGUUGUUAAAGAUUGGUUUCAGACACA